Molecule: messenger RNA, 4357 nt
Organism: Alosa sapidissima (American shad)
Lineage: Eukaryota; Metazoa; Chordata; Actinopteri; Clupeiformes; Clupeidae
Product: integrin alpha-D
Exons: 31
Coding region: 160-3693 (1177 amino acids)
Biological process (GO): integrin-mediated signaling pathway; cell-matrix adhesion; cell adhesion mediated by integrin
Cellular component (GO): external side of plasma membrane; integrin complex
Molecular function (GO): integrin binding
Source: RefSeq, a predicted model, not a curated record
AAGAGGAAAUUACGUAAAUCAAAAAAAGGAGAAAAGACCAAGGAACUGUGUAACGCCCAUGUCUUCAGUUAUCAGAAGCCUGAGAGAGUGCGCACAGGAAGCGCGGCGCUGCUGAGUGAGCAGUGUUGGACUGGCUCUCUGUGAAACCCGCUGGUGAGGAUGGCUGUGAUCAGACCCCUCCAUCUGGUGGUCCUCUGGACAUCAGUGUUCUUUUCUAUGGCCUUUAACAUAGACAUGGAAGGACCCAAGAUUUAUAAUGGAUCAGGAUCCCGUGAAGACUUCUUUGGAUACAAGGCGUUGCAGUACCAGUCUGAAGGAGAGAAAGGGAUUGUUGUCAGUGCACCACUUCAAAACAAUGGAACUGGUGGGGUCUUCCUGUGUAAUGACACAAGUCCACACUGCCAUCCCAUUCCACUACCGAGGGCAGCAGAGGCCGAUUCUGAAGAUUUUAUCAAGGCAGUUGGAAUGUCGGUCGGUGUCAGAGCAAAACCAACCGUCCAGUUUACUGCCUGCAGUCCUUCAUGGAGUCAUGAGUGUGAUGGGACCCCCUAUCUCAACAGCAUCUGUUAUCAGUGGAGCAGCAGAGGCCAGGUCUCUAACAUCACCUCAGCAUUUAAAGAGUGCACAAAGCAAAAAGUGGACCUAGUAUUCCUCUUUGACGGGUCCAGUAGCAUGAAGAAAGAGGAUUUCACAAAAAAUAAAGAGUUCAUCAAGACCAUCAUGAAUAAGAUGCAGAACACAUCAAUUCAAUUUGCAGCAGUUCAGUUCUCUUUAAAUUUCAAGACAGUUUUCACAUUUAAAGACUUCCAGGACAAGAAAGCCCUGAAAAAACUGGACGAUGAACCACAUAUGAAAAAUCUGACAAACACACACCGGGCCUUGAACUUCACUCUGUUUAAUCUAUUUGACAAACAAGAGAGUGGUAGACACCCAGAUGCAAUAAAGGCAGUGGUCAUCAUCACUGAUGGCAAUCCUUCAGACACUAACAAAAUGGGAGGAUACAUUUUAGAAAAAUAUGAAGCCCGACACAUCAUCCGAUUUGUCAUUGCGGUUGGAAAAGUGGACAUGAAAAAACUCGAAAAAUUGGCAUCAGAGCCCAAAUCCAAUAAUUCCUUCUACAUUCAGGAUUAUGCUGGGCUGAAUGGUCUUCUGACAAACUUGCAAACAAAGAUCUUCAACAUAGAAGGCUCUAAACAGGACCUGGCUCAGACAUGGGAAAAAGAACUUUCACAGAGUGGAAUGAGUGCUGAGUUUACUGAGGACACAUUGAUUCUAGGAUCAGUAGGAUCCAAUAACUGGAAAGGAUCUCUUUAUCAGAUUAAGGAUAAGAAUUCACCUGAGAUAGAAAUUCAAGACCCAGACAUGAAGACUGAUUCUUAUAUGGGCUACUCUGUUUCUGUUGGAAAGAAGAAUGGCGUUCCUUUGUACUUUACGGGUGCUCCCAGAUACAAACACAGGGGACAGGUCAUUGUCUUCAGCAACAUUGGAGGUCAAUGGAACGUCACAAAAAGAGUUGACAGUGAGCAGCUCGGAUCUUAUUUUGGGGCGGAGCUGUGUGCUGUUGACAUUGACUCUGAUGGCACCACUGACUUCCUGAUGGUCGGGGCUCCCCUCUAUUAUGAGCCUCAGAGAGAGGGCCGCAUGUAUGUGUAUGCCCUUACGGAAGAGACCAAUCUGGAGAAGAUGCAGAACAUUUCAGAGUCGUCUCAGGGCAGGUUUGCCUCCUCCAUGGCCUCCCUCAGGGACCUCAAUGGUGAUGGGCUCCAAGACCUGGCAGUGGGAGCCCCACUGGAGGACAACCAGAGAGGAGCCGUCUAUAUAUACCUCGGAGACAAAACUACGGGAAUUCGCCAAGAGUAUAGUCAGCGCAUCAGAGCGAAAAUGCUGUCAGAAGGUUUGCAGCAGUUUGGGGUGGCCAUUGAUGGGAAAUCUGACGUGAAUGGCCUGACGGAAAUUGCAGUGGGUGCUCGUGGACAGGUGGUUCUGCUAAAGUCCAAGCCCAUCUUUAGCGUGUCGCCGCACCUCUCAUUCAGCCCCUCAGAGAUCAGCAUCCAGCAGUUUGACUGCGCCGAGCACAAGGAGGAUUUCCCUGUGUUCUACGUGACCAUCUGCUUCAAGAUGAGCGAGCAAACCAGAAGCACAAACGAUGCACUGAGCAAAGGGAUUCAGUUGGACUAUGACCUGGUUGUUGAUUCCCAAAGAAAAAACAGCCGAGGUUUCCUUGCUGCAAAAAAUGUCACUUUGAGAAGUGUUCAGUCAAGGCUUCAUCUAAAUAAGAAUAAAACUUGCCAAAAUCACACCAUCUAUAUGCAAAGCUGUGUAAUGGACACACUGUCUCCUGUCGUGCUCAAAGUGAACUUCUCCCAAGCUGAGAGCCAGCAGUCUUAUGGGAUUUUAAAUGUUGACAGCAAGAAAUUGGCCAUGGUGGAGGUGCCCUUUGAAAAAUCAUGUGGACACAAUGACACAUGUGUGGCAAAGCUAAAAAUGGACUUCAACUUCACCUCCACAGAACUGGUGUUGUUUACUGAUCAGGAGUAUUUACAUGUGAGAGUGGAACUGGCAAAUGAGGGUGAUGAUUCUUAUAACACCAGCCUCCUUUUCAAGUAUCCAGAAGGCCUGUCUCACUCAAAGUUAACACCUAUCAAGCAAAACAAGAGAGCGCUGACUCGAUGUACAGGAGACCAAGACAAAACUGACCUUACCAUCUGCAGUGUGAGUCUUCCUGUCUUCCGCAGUGAAAGUUGGGCCAUAUUCAAUGAGUCCUUUUACAUCACCCCCAGUCUAGAUUGGAAUGAUUUCUUUGCAGUUACCAUCACUGCACACAGUGACAAUGGGGGGGACUAUCCUGUAACAAAGACUCUUCCUGUACGUUUUGCUGUCAACCUGAAUGUGAAGUUCUGGGACACCCGCGAGGCCUCAUACCUUGAUUACUCAUUAGAAGACAAAGGACCCAAAACACUUAGACAUAUGUAUCAGGUAGCCAACAUGGGAAGGGUGCCUCUGCCGGUCACAGUAAAUUUUACCUUUCCAACAAAACCUGAGAACCACUUUGAAAUCCGUGAUUACAGAAUUUCACACGACAAGGGUAAUGAAACAAUCCAGUGUGAUGACCCUGAGGAUACAAGUACUCCGAACUGUACAGACUGCAAGAUGGUGAGGUGUUUCAUUCCCAUAUUAAAGAUCUCUGACAAGGUCAAGUUCACACUGACCGUGGAUGCUGUCUACAACCUCAGUCCAAAUGAAUAUACAUUCUCUGAAAAGAGAUAUAAGGUGGAAUACAAAAGUUCUGCGCAGAUCAGCUAUAAUGAAACACGUUAUGUGCAGACUGGAAAUGACCAAACUGAUACUGGAGCAGUUCCAGACUUCCCUUGGAAUCAGGGCGUAACCAAAGUUGAGUUCAUUGUCCCAAUCCACCAACCUCUGAUCAUAGGUUUAGCAAGUAGCGGAGGACUGCUGCUGCUCAUCAUCAUUGCUGUAGCUCUAUACAAGUGUGGAUUUUUCAAGCGUAAAAAAUUCGGCGAAGAGAACGAUAUUUACUGCAACAAGGAGAUGACUCCAGAAGACCCCGAGGAGGCGGCACAACAGCCGCUUGAGGCCAAGCCUCUCGUGAACGAGGCUCCCACAGAAAAUGGCUCCCCUGCUAGUCCCGACUCGGAGGAAGCAGAGAAAGUAGAUGCUGAGUGUGAACAGUGAAGUCAUCUCCUGCUUCUCAAAAGUACUGCCUUGCACUCUAUGACUGAAAAUUCUAAAUAUGUAUAAUCCUGCCUGCUGUACAGUAAAUGCUGAAAGUAGUAGUGGUCAUCAUUUUAGCGUAAUAAUUUUUAACUUAAUUGCAUGAUUUGAGCUCAGCGGUCAUAGCCUGCAUGUGUCUUCCAUUACUUAGAUACCAGUGGGUCACAAAAUUCAUCACCAUUUUCACAUUUAAAAUAUAAACAUUUAUAUUUGAUAUGUUUGGUAUGUCCAAAAAUAUUCCUGCUCUCUCUUUGGACAUAAAAAUCACUCUGUCUAAGGGUCAUCUGCCAGGUUGUGAAAUAACAUAAGAUCUGAAGACUAAAGAGACAAGAGAGUGAUUCAAACAAUAAAGAAAAUAUAGGAAUAUAUUCCUUUAACUACUGGGAAAAUAUUCCAAAUGAUUGCCUCGGCCCAAUUGAACAGCAUUGGACUCACAUAAAGAAAGUGAAUUUCAUUAGGUCACACAGAUGGUCUAUAGAAAAGGUUGACCCGUAUCAGAGGAAGAUACUAACUAGAGAGAAGCCACCACACUCAAGCCAUUACCCCAAAAAAUCUACAGAGUCCAGUUAUGGUGAAGUAGACCAUAAUCAUAAGAGCUAUCUAUAAAACUGGACUCCAUUGGGAA